Molecule: messenger RNA, 431 nt
Organism: Lagopus muta (rock ptarmigan)
Lineage: Eukaryota; Metazoa; Chordata; Aves; Galliformes; Phasianidae
Gene: TINCR
Product: TINCR ubiquitin domain containing
Exons: 1
Coding region: 48-311 (87 amino acids)
Molecular function (GO): protein binding
Source: RefSeq, a predicted model, not a curated record
AGCUGGAUGCUCCUCUCUGCCACACCGUCCCUGGAGAACCGGAGAGGAUGGACACGCUGCGAAGGAGCCUUUCCCGCUGGAAGAGGUACCACAUUAAGGUGCACUUGGCUGAUGAGGACCUGAUGAUGCCGCUGACCGUCAAGCCCAGAGACACAGUGAUGGACCUACGGGCUUACCUGGUGCGGGAGGGCGUCACUUCCUGGAAGAAGACAUUUUAUUACAACUCCAGGCAGCUUGAAGAGCAUGAGACUUUGAAAGAAGCCAAUAUCCAGAAUGGCUCAGUCCUGCUUCUUGUCAGCAACAAAAGGUAGGCACAGAACUCAUCUGCAGUGGGGGCGGUGCAAGGGAAGGGGGAAUGCUCUGUGCAUCUCAGCCCACGGGACGCUUUCCCACUGGAGUUUGCAGAAAGCAGAUCGGGAGCUGAAACCCUG